UGAAGUGACCCCCCACCUGGGCUUUGGGGAGAUAACGUUCCAGGACACAUUGGUGAGAUCGUCUACCUGGGGAAGUCAGGAUGGAUUCCUGAUAGCAUCUGCAGCUUGGUGACUGAAAGGGAGUUGGAAAUAUAUAAGUCUCAACAAAUGAAUUCCACACUUGACUUCUGCUGCAUUCCUGUGCCACCUCCACCAUUAGAAAACUGAUCUGAGAACAGAGGCGUUACCUGACACUCAGGUCAUGAAUUAUGCAGCAACUUUACACCGGAAAAAAUCCCUGGUACCAGCCCUCUAUAAAGUAAUUCAAGAGUCAAAUAAUGAGCUGCUGGAGCCUGUCUGCCACCAGCUCUUUGAGCUCUAUCGUAGUUCUGAAGUUCGACUAAAGAGGUUCACGCUGCAGUUUUUGCCAGAAUUGGUAUGGGUUUAUUUACGCCUCACAGUUAGCCGCGACAGACAGAGCAAUGGUUGCAUUGAAGCCCUUCUGUUGGGAAUUUACAAUUUGGAAAUAGCUGAUAAAGAUGGCAACAACAAAGUUCUAUCCUUCACUAUCCCUUCCUUAUCCAAGCCUUCAAUAUACCAUGAGCCCUCAACAAUCGGAUCUAUGGCUUUGACAGAAGGAGCCUUGUGUCAGCAUGAUCUCAUCAGGGUUGUUUAUAGUGACCUUCAUCCUCAGAGGGAAACUUUCACUGCCCAAAACCGGUUUGAAGUCCUGAGUUUCCUCAUGCUGUGCUAUAAUUCAGCGAUUGUAUAUAUGCCUGCUUCCUCCUACCAGUCUCUUUGUCGAAUGGGUUCCAGGGUUUGCGUGAGUGGGUUUCCACGGCAACAUGAGAAGCAGUGGAAAGAGCUUUGUGGUCGAAUAGUGUUGGAUCCUGAGUUUAUGGUGCAGCUUCUCACAGGAGUUUAUUAUGCCAUGUACAAUGGACAGUGGGAGCUUGGCCAGGAAGUCCUUGAAGACAUCAUCUAUAGAGCUCAGCUGGAACUCUUUUCUCAACCAUUAUUGGUUGCCAAUGCCAUGAAAAACUCAUUACCAUUUGAUGCUCCCGAUUCUUCACAAGAAGGCCAGAAAGUUCUGAAAGUGGAAGUCACUCCCACAGUGCCAAGGAUUUCUCGAACUGCGAUCACAACAGCUUCAAUCCGUCGGCAUAGAUGGAGGAGAGAAGAUGGCUUUGACUUCUCAAACGAGGCUGACUCGAGUAUUCCUGGCUCCCCGAUCCAACACGGCUCCACUGACCUAGGGAUCAAACGUGUGCGAGAGGGGGAGGUGCUGGUGCGCAGGACCCCUGGGCACGGCUCACCGGAGCCCAACUCAGCAGCAGCCACAACAGAGGGUGCUGAGGGUAUGAAUGGAGAAGAGUCUGCUAACCUGAAUGAUGCAGAUGAAGGGUUUUCUUCAGGAGCUUCCCUCAGCAGUCAGCCAGUUGGGACCAAACCAACAUCUUCUCAGAGGGGAAGCUUAAGGAAAGCAGCCACUGGGCGGUCAGCUAAGGAGAAAGAAACAGCCUCUGCCAGCAAACCCAGCGAGAGCCCUCGAGAUUCUUUAGUUCGAACGCAGUAUGUACAGCAACCGGCUGAUCUUAGUGUAGAUUCAGUUGAACUUACACCGAUGAAGAAACACCUGAGCCUUCCUGCUGGCCAGGUGGUGCCAAAAGCCAAUAGUCUAAUCCGGACAGCUAGUGCUUCCUCGAGUAAAUCAUUUGACUAUGUAAAUGGGAGUCAAGCCAGUACCGGCAUUGGGGUUGGCACUGAGGGUGUUACUAAUCUAGCAGCUAACAAUGUUAAUCGAUAUUCAACCAUCAGUCUACAAGAAGACCGUCUAGGUCAAGCUGGAGACAGCAAAGAGCUCCUGAGCCCAGGAGCCCCCUUAACUAAGCAGUCUCGAUCCCCCAGUUUCAAUAUGCAGCUGGUGUCCCAGGUGUAGUGUUGAAGUCCUCUCUCAUCUCUGUUUACCUUUUAAAGCGGACAUUUCAUUGCACAAGGAAAUACUUCAUCCCAUGUUGUGAAAAUAUCAGCCAUCGCAAGCAGACUUGGUUUAGUUUAGGUAUCUUCAUACUGUAUUUUGUAUGGAAACAGCAAUAAGGUUUUCUUUUUCCUCCUUCCUCUAUCUCCUCUGGACCUGUUGUAAAUGUGCUUGUGAGGCAGCAUAAAAUGUUUGCAUUUCCCCUACCUUCCUUUCUCCUUGGGUGACGUGCAAUCCAUCAUAGGCUGAUCAGUCCCAUUUCAACACUGUGAGACUGAAGACAUGUCAGAGGAAACGGUGUAUAUGAUCCCUAUCAGAUGAUUUUUUUGGCUUUCUUUAAAAAACAAAAACAACAACAACAAAAACGGGUUUGUUCUCAUAAUCUAUAAAACUAUGAAGAUUACUGGAAUUUUUUUUUCCCUUUUUCCCCUCUUGUAACCAGGAGUGCCUCAGAGAUUCUGCUAUGACUUUGGACUUCUCUGAGUCUGUGCAAUCAUUUUCUUGUCAAGCAUGGGGAAAGUUGGCAGACUGCAGCACUUUUUCAUGAAAUCGAGGGUGGCUCUAUUUUCCCCUAUCUCCUUUCACUUGAGGACAUAAGUGUUCAAUUACUGAGGCAUUUAUACCAAGUUGUGGCCAACUCCACUGGAGGGCAGUGCCCUAAACUGAUUGUGUAACUAAUAAUGCUGCACUUUCUCAGUGCCCUAAACUGAUCGUGUAAUUAAUGAUGAUGCACUUUCUCAGCGGCGCUAUAGUCAUUCUUAAUAUGUCUUCCCUCCUCCCUGCAAGGAUAAGGGCAUUUCUGUCCUUUAACACUGAACAACCAACAAAUCAGAGAAUCCAAGGGGCAUGUUCUAUUUCCCAGGAAUGAGUGACACUUUGGUGCUGGGGUUCAGGGGACGGGGUGGGAAUGGGUCAGUUUUUGUUUGGCUGGUGUACAACUAUGUGUGUGAGAAGUUUCGAUUGCUAUAUUUGCUUUUCCUUUGUGAGUUGAUGAUGACUGAAGUAGAUCCAAGUACGUCUUCAGGUAAAGAGAGGGAUUUCUCAACUUACUUGCUGUGAUGUCAGACUAUUGGAGAAACCCUUUCAGCUGCUGCUUUCUAGAUGUACCCAAAUUCAGUCAGAUAUUUUGGAUUAAGAAACCUGAAGUUCUAAUAGAUCAUAUACUCCAAGGAAACACAUCAGGGACAGAUAAUUGGCUGAAAACACUGAUGCUUCAACGUGACUCAUUUUUAUAGAACAUUUCUAUCGGGGUACUGACUUGAUUUCUCCUGCAAGGACCACACUGCCUUUGUGUUUAUUGUAAUGCAACUUAUGUAUGUUCUAAUCACUAUGUCUGCAGAAGUUUUUCAUCUUUAUAAAAGUUGGAAAUCAUGCCAGUAAGCUAGAUGUUGAAUGUAUGUAAGUAGCAUUUGGUAACUGUGCUAGGAGGCUACAAAAAUGCAUUAUGGGUUUAAAAUAUUUUAGUUCUGAUAAAGUUGGAUGAAAUUUCAUUAUAUCCUCUUCUGGGUGUCAAGCUGUUAUGCUUGAUUGAAAUAGAAGACAAAAUACUGAUUAUUGAAAAUCAGUGUAUUGUGACUUAAACUGCGAUAUGUUAUCCUGCCACAAAAUGUCAGAGCUAUUGCUUUGUACAUUAAUAUUUUAAUUUUAUUAUUGUGACAGAAAAAUAUAUUGACUUUAUAGAAAGCAAGUAUUCUCCUAAUUAAGAGUUUAAAAUUUUAUCUCUAACAAAAUUACAAUAGAUUUUGAUAAAUAAAAUAACCAGAAAAAUGCCUCUUGUUUUUUUCACACCUGGAAAUCUCCCCCACUCCUUUUUUAUUAUAAGAGUUUCCCUUUUUAUGCUGUUUUUUUUCUUUUUAAAGACCUUUCUGUUAGGACCUUUAUAUAUAAGAACAGUGAAUGAGAUUAUUUGAACUUGGUGAUCUGUGAUAUUCAGGUCAUACAGAAAUGGGAAACUCAAACCUUAACUAAUAUCUACAACAUUGCCAAAGUCUGGGGUUAAGAUAAAAGGUGACAGAGAAUUUUAUUGAUUUGUGUGUGUGUGUAUAUAUGUAUAUGUAUGUGUAUGUUUGUAAGUAUAUGUAUGUGAUGUGUAUAUGAAUAUCUCAAAAAGACAUGCUUUAGAUAUCCUUUUUGUUUGUUUUUUAAACUAGAGCAUGAAUGCAUUCUGGUUAUUGGUGGUGCUGGAGAUUGAACAUGGGGCAACUCGAUGCAAGUCCUCUAAGCUACCACUGCACUGUAUCCUUCGUCCUCCCUUCUUUUAAUUUAACAGAUACCAUAUAAAUAAAAAAGAACUAAAAAGUGA
Molecule: messenger RNA, 4259 nt
Organism: Erinaceus europaeus (western European hedgehog)
Lineage: Eukaryota; Metazoa; Chordata; Mammalia; Eulipotyphla; Erinaceidae
Gene: HYCC2
Product: hyccin PI4KA lipid kinase complex subunit 2
Exons: 12
Coding region: 242-1918 (558 amino acids)
Biological process (GO): protein localization to plasma membrane; phosphatidylinositol phosphate biosynthetic process
Cellular component (GO): plasma membrane
Source: RefSeq, a predicted model, not a curated record